ACAAAGCGUUAUAUGUCUGGACGAAGCCUUAAUGAGAACAACUGUGAUACAUCUCCUUUAAAAUGAAUAAAGCCAUUAUGAGGGAAAAUCUACAAAAAUAAGUUGUAUAAAACAUGUCAGUCACCAUGUUUUGGAAGAGAGUUUGACACCAACUUGAUUUGAAAAGCUGCCAUGCGAGGAACGAGGUCACGCUCUGUGCACCAGGGGGCGCCACGUGAUAGCAGAUGUUGCCACGCGAGUUUUAAAAUAAGACAUAUAUACAUGUUAUUGUCGGCGUAACGCCUUAAAUGCUGUAAAUCGAUUAUCACGCGAAUAAAAAAAGCCUGUGGCACAUGCGGCCGCCGCCGACGCCCUAAACUGUUAAUGCCUUUACGGACACAAGCCGACUGAUUUAACGGCCUUAUGGACUUAUUCAAAACCGAUCCAUAAUCUAAUCAGAGCGAGAUAAAACACCUCGUCGAAAGGAAACGGACCCCCUGCGAGGUGUUCCGGAGGAGGGAGGAGGGGGAGACGCAUUGAAGGCAUCGCCCGCGCGGCUCCGUGCAGCAGGAGGGCAGUGAGGGCUCGACUCGCCCCGGUUCAGCCUCCCCGCCGCUCCUCGCUCCUACGUGCGCAGAGGUCGCAGCGAAGGAAACCCGCUCCGUGUUGCUCUCGGACGGCCUCGGUGUCGCGUCGGAAGACUCCCGCCAGCUGCUCGGUUGAAAGAAAAGGAAGGAAGGAAGGAGAAGAAGAAACUGAGGGAAUUAUGAGUGGGAACAUCUGGGUGCUGCACACUUUAUCCGAGGAGGGCUCGUUCGCGUUUUCUGCCCUUUUUCGCGUUUCCUCGCCGAGCGUCGUGGACAUUUUGGAUUUUUAGUUAAGUGCUUUUUUUAAUGCUUCUGUCAUUAAGUCCGAUUUAAGGGCUUUUUAUUUUAUUUUUUUACUGGAAGGUAGAUACUUUUCACUUUAUCGUGAAAAACAAUUCGAGGGACGACACCGUCGAAGAACUGGAGGACGGUUGGUGCUGUGAUGGGCCAGCUCCGACUUUCUCUCUGAGCGGGGCAGCAUUAGCUCCAUGCUAACGGCUAGCUCCGACUUUCUCUCUGAGCGGGGCAGCAUUAGCUCCAUGCUAACGGCUAGCUCCGACUUUCUCUCCGAGCGGGGCAGCAUUAGCUCCAUGCUAGCGGCUAGCAACCCCGCACCGAACCACCGUUAACCCUCGAGCGGAGCUGUGACGCCAACGCCCGCUCUCUCGACACAUUAUUUUUGUGUGUUUUGUUUUUUUGGGGGGAGAGGGAGGUGGGGGCAAUACCGUCCCAUCACCCGGACCCCCGCUGGAUGAGACCUCGACUCGACAGUAAUUCAGCAUCUCCGCUAAAUCCUGUGGCAGGGUGCAACGUGUGUGUUUCCACAGAAUAUAUAACGCUAAGAUAAGCACAGCGUGGCUGUUGGAUCGAUCAUCUGCCAUCCACUGGGAUCCAGGCGCUUGAGUCCUAAAUGACAAGUGCCUGAGGAUGUCCAAGCGGAGCUUUUUUGUUCGCCUGGUGCCAUGCCGCUGCUUGCGGGGUGAGGAGGAGGCAGUGACAUCGCUGGACUACUCCCACUGCAGCCUGGAGACUGUUCCUAAGGAGAUCUUCAGCUUCGAGAAGACCCUGCAGGAACUCUACCUCGAUGCCAACCAGAUCGAGGAGCUGCCUAAACAACUGUUUAACUGCCAGUUACUCCACCGGCUGAGCAUGCCAGAUAAUGACGUGACGGUGCUGCCGGCGGCCAUCGCGAACCUGGUCAAUCUCAGGGAGCUCGAUGUCAGCAAAAACAGUAUCCAGGAGUUUCCGGAAAACAUUAAGAACUGCAAAGUCCUGGCUAUCGUAGAAGCCAGUGUGAAUCCCAUAUCCAAGCUCCCAGAUGGAUUCACCCAGCUUCUGAGUCUGACGCAGCUCUACCUGAACGAUGCCUUCCUGGAGUUCUUACCGGCCAGCUUCGGCAGGUUGACUAAACUACAGAUCUUGGAGCUGAGGGAGAACCAGUUAAAGAUGUUGCCAAAGAGCAUGCAGAAGCUCUCACAGCUGGAGAGGUUGGACCUGGGGAGCAACGAGUUCACUGAAGUGCCUGAGGUGUUGGAGCAGCUGUCUGGAAUCAAGGAGCUGUGGAUCGACGGGAACAGACUGACGUUUUUGCCCGGGAUGGUGGGGACACUAAAACAGCUGGUGUACCUGGAUGUGUCCAAGAACAACCUGGAGAUGGUGGACGAGCAGAUCUGCGGCUGCGAGAAUCUGCAGGACCUGCUGCUCUCAAACAACGCGCUCACACAGCUGCCGGGCUCCAUCGGCUCACUGAAGAAGCUGACUGCGCUGAAGGUGGAUGAGAACCAGCUGAUCUACUUGCCGGACUCCGUUGGAGGACUGGCAUCUCUGGACGAGCUGGACUGCAGUUUCAACGAGAUCGAAGCUUUGCCCACUUCCAUCGGCCAGUGCGUCAGCAUCCGCACCUUCGCUGCGGAUCACAACUUCCUCAGCCAGCUUCCCCCCGAGAUGGGCAACUGGAAGAACGCGACCGUGCUGUUCCUCCACUCCAACAAGCUGGAGUCUUUGCCCGAGGAGAUGGGGGACAUGCAGAAGCUCAAGGUCAUCAAUCUCAGCAACAACAAGUUGAGAAAUCUUCCCUACAGUUUCACUAAACUGAACCAGAUGACUGCAAUGUGGCUGUCCGAAAAUCAGUCGAAACCCCUGAUCCCUCUCCAGAAAGAGGCGGACCCAGAGACGGGCAAAACCAUGCUGACCAACUACAUGUUCCCCCAGCAGACCAGGACUGAGGAAUACAUCCCCAGCUCUGACUCGGAGAGCUUCAACCCGGCUCUGUGGGAGGAGCAGCGCAAGCAGCGAGCUCAGGUGGCCUUCGAGUGUGACGAGGACAAGGACGAGAGGGAGACACCCCCGAGGGAGGGAAACCUGAAGCGCUACCCGACACCGUACCCGGACGAGCUGAAGAACAUGGUGAAGACGGCCCAGUCGGUGGCUCACAGGCUGAAGGAGGACGAGUCCGGUGACGAGUCGGGGAAGGAUGCAAAACCCACUGAGAGGAACCACAUUGGGGUGCAGGACGUGGGAGUUAAGGUGAUCGAGGCUCCCUGUCCUAAUGGCACGGCAUCAGACAUGGACUCUCAAAUAUCCACCAACACGUAUUCCCAAAACCCCUCUGCGACAGAAACGAAGGACACCGAGUCCUACAGCGCUCAGAGAAUCCCUCUGAAAUCGUCAGGGGGCCCAAUGAUAAACCACGAGGACACGCUGGAGGAUUCUGACGAGCUGUCCGACGAAGAGGCGGAGAUGAAGAUUGCAGAGAUGAGACCCCCUCUUAUCGAGAUCUCCAUCAACCAGCCUAAAGUUGUGACUUUAAGUAAGGACAAAAAAGACGACGCCGACUCUUUGCUGGACGACACCGUUGCCAACAGCAACCAGAACAACAGCAACUGUUCGUCCCCGUCGCGCAUGUCCGACUCGGUGUCUCUGACCACCGACAGCAGUCAGGACAACUCUCUGUGCACCCCCGAGAGGGAGGCGAAGAUGCCCUUCCUCCCGAAGAGCAGGCAAGAGGAUGAGAACAUGAACCAGCCUAAAGACACCACCCCUCUCCUCCACAACGGCAACGGUUCAGAGACGUCCCUUCCGUCCCUUUUGAAGAGCCAGCAGACUCCGACAAACAAGAUGGGCGACUACGACCUGUCACUGGAAGCCCGGCUGGCCUUCAUCGAGAAGAGGUUCAACAACGGCGUGGGCGAGUCCUACACCAAGUGGGACCAGAUCAACAUGAACGUGUCCAAGCCGCCGACCGACAACAUGGUCCGGCAGGACGAGGUGGACAAAACCAAGAACGGCUCCGUCCACCAGGGCGCGGACGGCAACCGCGGUUUCAGCAACCACAACGCGGAGGAGCGUUUUCUGAACGGGAACCAGCCGAGCGAGACGGGGGCGGAGACGCCGGCCGCCCGCGUGGCCGUGGCGGCCGGCAGCGACGCGUCUCUGUCCCGCAGCACCGAGGAGCUGUCCCCGGAUCAAAGGUGCCACCCCCCGCCGGUGGUGAAGUGUCACAGCGUCGGCAACAUAGAGGCGGGAGGCAUGAAGGUGUACUCCUUCGACGGGGACGAGGACUCCUACAAAUCGGCGGCGGGGGCCGCGCCGGGCGCUCAGGGCCAGAGCAUCGUCCGGAGCAGGUCCGCCAGUCAGUUGCUCAACGACCAGACCCUCCAGAUCUACCCCGGCUCCUCUGCGUCGUCCUCAGACCUGCUCUCCUCCUCCAAGCCCCCCGCCAGCACCAGCAGGUACCCGGUGUCCUCCAGCAUGGCCAUGGGCGUCCCCCCCCCGCAGUACAACAUACAGUACGCCAGCAGCGGCGUGCCUAAGGAGGGCCUCUGGUCCCAGAGGACCCCCGUGCCCCCCGAGCACCAGGGUUACCCCCCUCCUCCACCGCACUCGCUAGCCAACACCAACUACUCCAACCGUAACCAGGCACCUCCGUACCCCCAGCAGAGGGGGCCGCCCGCUGGGGACAUGUGGACUAAGGAGAGGCUCCAUUCCGCUGGGGGCCCGUCCCGAAGCGGCACCCUGCAGAGGCAGAGCAGCACGGCCUCCACGGCCUCCGUCGCCUCCAUGAGCGACCCGAGGCGCGUCCAGCUGCCCGACGACUACAUGACGUACAGGGACAUUCACACCCUGGCCAGGGGCCCGCUGGCCAUGAGCCACGCCAUGCAGAGGCCGCUGUCGGCCCGCACGUACAGCAUCGACGCGCCCGCGUCCUGCCGGCCCCUCUGCUCCAGGGCGCAGCCCCACGAGCUCCCCGAGAGGACCAUGUCCGUCAGCGACUUCAACUACCAGCAGAGCAGCCCGAGCAAGAGGCCCAACGCCCGGGUGAAGUCGGAGCACUCUCUGCUGGACGGGCAGGUGCCGGGGGCAGGAAGGGUGCCGUCGGAUUGGAGGGACCAGGUGAUGCGGCACAUCGAGGCCAAGAAAAUGGAAAAGAGCGCGCUGUCUCGCUCCUAUAAUCCCGGUAGCGCCUCGUCUCACUACGGCAGCUGUAGGGACAUGCAUGCCAGCCAGGGGUCUCUGGUCUUUAGUGCCAGGGACGGAGCGCCCUACGGAGCCGGGGGCUUCUGUGACGACGUGUUUCCACAAGGGCAGCAGAGCUACACCAUGGAUCACAGAAAAGUGCCUUUGAUGAACGGUCAGAUGGGCCCCUCUGUUCGGCCUCAGGGGAGCCAGGGGACCAUGGCCCGCCACCCUUCCAGGGAGCAGCUCAUUGACUACCUGAUGCUCAAGGUCUCCCAUCAGCCACCGGGGCCCCCGCGCGUCCCCAUGGACUCGCUGCAGCAAGAGAUCCGUGUGAAAGUGGAGAAGAAUCCCGAGCUGGGCUUCAGUAUAUCGGGAGGAGUGGGCGGCCGGGGGAAUCCCUUCCGACCGGAUGACAAUGGUAUAUUUGUGACGAGGGUUCAGCCUGAGGGGCCGGCGUCCAUGAUUCUUCAGCCGGGAGAUAAGAUCCUACAGGCGAACGGAUACAGCUUUGUGAACAUCGAUCACCUGCACGCAGUGUCCCUCCUGAAGACGUUUCCAAACACUGUGGAUAUGAUCAUCGUGAGAGAAGCGCAAGCUUAGACUCCACUGGAAGCGGACGCACGCGAGCCGACCAGAGAAGAGGGACGUUGACUCUGAUAUUUUUAUACGCAGAGGAGGCUGACCUGGUGAAACAUGAUGGGACUAUUUAUAGUAGAGAUCUUUGUAGCCUUGAUUUAAACGGAGAAAACCACUGAACGUUGUGGAUUCAAGUGAGAAGGAGGCGAACCUCUGCAAGUCCUCAAAAGGCCAUCACUGUGGUAUAUAUAUUUUUAUACAAAAGAAGCUAAAAAUGAGACUUGCUCUGAUCACGUUUUUUUUUUUUUUCCUUAUAUCCUUUAUCAUAAAUAAGGUUUUUAUUUCCUCUGAUUGGCACAUGAUUUGACCACUUGAGGGCAGAACUCUUGUCUCCUCUGUCAUCCACUUUGCCUUUUUGUUUUCUUCUGAUCUGAUGUUGAAACCUUUUUUUUCCCGCUCUGCCGUGCGACCUCGUGUGGAGGACAAUGUUACGUGCUCGUUGUGUGAAGACGAAUGUUGAUCGAGGAGUUCCCCUCGAUGAGUUGCGAGGAGGAAAUCAUCCACCCCUGCUUCCGUAAACCUGUGGACACACUUACCCGUCUCCGGCUCCACCUGAACGCUGCCCGCACAUCACCUCACCGGCGCUCCACCCGAGCUGUGUGGAAACGACGCGGGAAGCGCAGCGUCGGCGUUUCAUCACACUGUAAGAUGAGGGGGGGGGGAGAAGAGGGGCGUGGCACGUGUCCGCUUAGCCUUGAUCUGUUUUUGCCAAGCAGGAGAUUUAGUUUAAAGCUAAAGUGUGGACAUUUUGCUGAACACGGCUCUUGUGAGUUGAGGAACGCGAGCAUCGAGGUGAAAGGUUUGAGGGUUCGGGGGUCGUGCUACGUAACCAAAGCAGGGUUGUACAUGUCGCAAGGAAGGCGAAAGAAGCAGGAGACGACUUCAGAGGGAACAGGUCCAUGUUUCAUCCAUGUUUUUAUUCAUCGGGGGGGGGGCGAGCGAUCGCGUCGGUUUCAACAUCCUGCAGUUUUUAUCUUUUACUUGGGAGAAGACCACCGUUUGCCUUUUUUUUGUGUCUGUGAAAGUGUUUUAUCAUGCUUUUUACUUUACUUUUUUUGUAUUCUUUGCUGCACGGAGAGCAGAGUCGGGAGAAACAAGUUGUCAAGUGCCAUAGACCUUGAACUGUUUGAACAGGGGGUGACCUUUGACCCCAGAACCCAAGCAAUAUCCACAACCUCCUGGGGACAGAAUCUAACGGCUUACAAGCAAUAUUUAAAGCCUUUUUAUUUUCAUUCAUAGAAACAUCACACCUUUUUUUCCUUUUGAGCACAAUCUUCUAAUGAUCGCCAAUGAUUGUGAAAAGAAUCAUUUUUAAAAUCGCACAGGAAAUCUAUACGGCAGUGCUUAAAAAACCCACUAAAACAAAGAUUUCUCUGCAUUGUCCAAAAGUGAACGUUUGUGUCACUUUGGCCAAAAGCUUUUUACCGCGUGUCGCCGCGUCCUGAUGUUCUUUUCUGCGAAAUAAUCUAAUUUCCGCCGUUGAAUCGGGUCACAACUGCAUCUCCGAACAUUCCUAACGCUUAUCAAAGAACUGUGACGGAAGCAAAGCGUUUUGUCUGUUAAUAUUCAUUCACUGGCUUUUUUCCUUGAGACGUGUUUCCAAAAAAAUAAGACAUGGAAAUGAUUCACAAAGUAACGGCCCCAUGAAGUCCAACGAGAGAUUUUUAACCCCGGAAUGGCUUCAUCAUUUAUCCUAGUGUUUCACUAAACGGCGUUCCCUCGACUUGAUUACAGCAGAUCGUGUCUUCUGCGGCUCCCAUAUGUAGUUGUGAUCGACCCGUAUUUUAUUCUUGUGGCACCGUCUAACCAAAAUAAAAAACACUGUGGUAAUUAACAAUGAAAAAUCCCUUUUUAAUAUAGUUGUAGUUUGAACGGAAUAUAAAAUUGGUACGUUUUAUUUACAGGCCAAUGACAUUAAUGUGCAUUUCCCAAAUUUCUCACAAAGUAAUAUUCUCCACGGAUGAAUUAAUAUUAUUUGCAUUGAUUUGUUGAUUUUCAAUGGACUUUCUGAGAUUAGGGGGAACGUUUCUGCAGCAAUGAUCACUUUACAUUCAUGGAGGAAACAUGCAGUCUGACAUCGUAGACAAUCUAGGGAGAUGAAACAUGUCACAUUUUCUCAUCCAUGUGAGUUGGUUUCCUGUAUUCUUAUUUAUUUAGCAGUCUUCUGUGGUUUUUAGACCUUACUAAUCAAAUUGUAAAUACUCCAACACAAAUUGAGAAAAUAAUUAACGGCAUUAGUGACUUGCGAUUGUAAAACCAGCAAUAAAUUGCAAUGCGGAGGCACUCGUUUUAAUGUAUAGUUAGUAUUUCUAAGGUUGCUCUGGAAACGGUCACAGCGAGACGAUGAUUGAUAUGCAUUUACCCAACAUUCCAGAUUUUGUACAUAAUUUCCUGUUUCUGAAGUAACCUGUGGAAAAUAAACUAAUGCUCUUUAGCAAAA
This is a messenger RNA of Gasterosteus aculeatus aculeatus (three-spined stickleback), 8100 nucleotides long. RefSeq names its product erbb2 interacting protein (gene erbin). The record is from RefSeq and is a predicted model, not a curated record. NCBI's taxonomy places the organism in Eukaryota, Metazoa, Chordata, Actinopteri, Perciformes, Gasterosteidae. Gene Ontology annotation, cellular component: basolateral plasma membrane; postsynaptic membrane; postsynaptic density. Gene Ontology annotation, molecular function: protein kinase binding. Gene Ontology annotation, biological process: embryo development; cell-cell adhesion; establishment or maintenance of epithelial cell apical/basal polarity.